Messenger RNA from Hevea brasiliensis (rubber tree), 1388 nucleotides. Its product is annotated as phosphoglucan phosphatase DSP4, amyloplastic. The coding region runs from base 120 to 1265 and encodes 381 amino acids. The transcript has 14 exons. Gene Ontology annotation, biological process: protein dephosphorylation; starch catabolic process. Gene Ontology annotation, molecular function: protein tyrosine/serine/threonine phosphatase activity; starch binding; carbohydrate phosphatase activity. Gene Ontology annotation, cellular component: chloroplast. The record is from RefSeq and is a predicted model, not a curated record. NCBI's taxonomy places the organism in Eukaryota, Viridiplantae, Streptophyta, Magnoliopsida, Malpighiales, Euphorbiaceae.
ACAAAAACUUUUUCUUCUUAAAAAAAUUCAUUACAAAAGUUCCACAGUCCAUACUCUUUUCUCUGCCUCUCAGAUUUUUAUUUUCUUUCUCUGUGUUUCUCUAGCUCUUUCUUCCUCAGAUGAAUUGCCUUCACUAUCUCCCAAGAUCCUCUGUUUUGCCUUUGCAAGGCUUCAAAUGUCACCAGAGAAAGCCUGCUUCUUCAUUUUCGGUUAAUGAGGUGCGAAUUAUCAAUUGUAGUGAUCUGCAUCGAACCAUGUCUGUAAAGGCAAUUUCUGGUUCUGCAUCUAGUGCUGACAUAAGUGGUGCAGAUGUGAAGGAGGACAAGGGAAAAUCUGAUAUAUACAGUCAUAAUAUGACGGAAGCCAUGGGUGCUGUUUUGACCUAUAGGCAUGAACUAGGAAUGAACUACAACUUCAUUCGUCCAGAUUUGAUUGUAGGAUCAUGCCUGCAGACUCCUGGAGAUGUUGACAAGCUUCGAAAAAUAGGAGUGAAAACCAUAUUUUGCUUGCAACAGGAUCCAGACUUGGAAUAUUUUGGGGUAGAUAUCAGUGCCAUUCACGAAUAUGCCGAGAAAUGUGGUGACAUUCAACAUCUGCGUGCAGAAAUAAGGGACUUUGAUGCAUUUGAUUUACGUAUACGGCUUCCAGCGGUGGUCUGUAAAUUAUUCAGAGCCAUAAACCAAAAUGGAGGUGUGACGUAUAUACAUUGCACUGCUGGACUGGGAAGAGCUCCUGCUGUUGCAAUGGCAUACAUGUUUUGGGUUCAGGGCUACAAACUUGGUGAAGCUCAUGAUUUACUUCUGAGUAAGCGUUCAUGCUUCCCCAAGCUGGAUGCUAUAAAAAGUGCUACUGCCGAUAUACUUACAGGUCUUAGGAAGAGGCUUGUUAAUCUGACGUGGAAAGGUGACAACUGCUCAACAGUGGAAAUUUCUGGACUUGAUAUUGGAUGGGGCCAGAGAAUACCUUUAAAAUUUGAUGAGGAAAAGGGUUUUUGGAUUCUCGAAAGGGACUUGUUGGAAGGACGCUAUGAGUACAAAUACAUUAUUGAUGGUGAAUGGACAUUUAACCAACAUGAGCUGGUUACCUCUCCCAACAAAGAUGGGCACGUCAACAAUUAUAUUCAAGUUUUCAAUGACAAUAGUGACAGCACUAGUGCAGCAGUACGUAAGAGGUUGACCGGUGAUGAUCCAUAUCUAACAAGGGAUGAACGGUUGGAAAUAAGACAGUUUCUUGAAACUUCUUUUGAUGAUGAUGGUGAUGAGUAAAUUGGAAAAGAAAAGGUACACAAAUCUGCAUAUAAAUAUGUAAUGAGAUGUUAUAAGUGUAUGAAUUAUUUAUUUGAAAUUUUUGUGACGGCAAUAAAUAUCGAUGAAGUGAUAUUUUGUAAA